Molecule: messenger RNA, 556 nt
Organism: Artibeus jamaicensis (Jamaican fruit-eating bat)
Lineage: Eukaryota; Metazoa; Chordata; Mammalia; Chiroptera; Phyllostomidae
Gene: CUNH1orf146
Product: chromosome unknown C1orf146 homolog
Exons: 5
Coding region: 14-556 (180 amino acids)
Biological process (GO): reciprocal meiotic recombination; synaptonemal complex assembly
Cellular component (GO): chromosome
Source: RefSeq, a predicted model, not a curated record
GAUCCAAAGACAGAUGGCUGAAAGUGCUGAGAAAGGAAAAGGAAAAUGGACAACCACCAUCAUUAUUAGCUCAUCUCUUAAGAGUUGUGAAGUUGCAACUGCCCUAGAAAAUCGAAGCCACAAGGUUCGGUAUUCAAAUGCAGUGGAAAGUGGAUCGAUUAUAUUUUCUUGUACUGGAGUUGCAUUUUUAUUGAUGGAUGCUAAAGAAUUCUUUAUGUCAGCUGAAGAAAUAUUUCUAGCCAAAAUUGAGAAGUUCAUUAACAUUCACCAAAACAGUUUUUUGAUUCUAUCUGCAGCCUUCCAUGGGCUUGAGGAAUGGAAACUGAUGUUCAGGAUUCAGCAGAGAUUCCUGGGUAGUAAAUUACGAAUACUUCCAGUACACAACACACUAAAUGCUGUUAAUCUUAUGUGCACUAUAGCUAAGAUCACUUCCAAACCAUACAUAGAGAGCAUAUGCUACAGAAUGAUAGCAACUAAAGCUUACAUCAUUGAGCACAGUCCUGUUUGGAAAACUCUUCAAAAGAUAAAUCUCAGUGAUUCAUUUAACCCAAAUUAG